GCCGCACUGAGACUGUUUACUUCCGUCAAUAUUAAAAGGGAAGAGAGAAGAGAUUUCAACAAACACAAAGCCAGAGGAACCGCGAUGCCAUUCUUGGGCCAAGACUGGAGAUCUCCAGGCUGGAGUUGGAUCAAAACUGAUGAUGGAUGGAAACCCUUUGAGUUUUUUGGGGCUAACAGUAAAAACCUGCAGCUGGACCAACCUGACAAUGAGAACAAAGAGAACCUAUACAUGGAAAACAUGCAUGAAGUUGCUGCCAAGAAAAGAAAAAAGGACAACGCCAACAACAACACAAAAUCACAGUUUCUGUACAAGGAGCGGUGGAUCUACGUUCAGAAAGAGAGCACACGAGAGAGACAUGGCUACUGUACGCUGGGGGAAGCUUUUAACAGGCUGGACUUUUCCAGCGCCAUCCAGGACUUGCGCAGAUUCAGCUACGUGGUCAAACUGCUGCAUUUGAUCGCCAAGUCACAGCUGACGUCUCUGAGCGGAGCUGCUCAGAAAAACUACUUCAACGUCCUGGAGAAGAUCGUGAGAAAGGCUCUGGAUGAUCAGCAGAACCCGCGGUUAAUCAAAGCCUUGCUGCAGGACCUCAGCUCAGUCCUUGGGACACUCAUCCGUGAAGUAGGCAAGUCUGUACUCGUGGGCAACAUCAACAUCUGGCUCUGUCGCCUGGAAACCAUUCAGAACUGGCAACAGCAGCUCAACAAUCUCCAGAUCCCAAAGCAGGUCUCCAACGGCAUGACACUCAGUGACCUUCCAAUACUCAUGCAGAACAACAUCCUGUACAAAUUCAGCGAUGCCUGCGACAUCAUCAACCUGGGACAGGCCACGCCCACACUGCACGUGCUCAGCGAGGACCGGCAGCUGUGGAAGAAGCUGUGCCAGUUCCACUUCGCUGAGAAACAGUUCUGCAGGCACUUGAUUCUGUCUGAGAAAGGCCACGUGGACUGGAAGCUGAUGUUCUUCACGCUGCAGAAGUACUACCCAAAGAAGGAGCAAUUCGGCGACACACUCCACUUCUGCAGACACUGUAGCAUCCUCUUCUGGAAGGACCGACACGUGGCUUUGCUUUUAAAGGACUCGGGACACCCCUGCACUGCCAACGACCCUGACAGCUGCCUCACCCCCGUCUCACCCCAGAACUUCAUAGAUCUCUUUAAGUUUUGAAAUCCAACUAAAGAACUAAAUCUAUAUUAAACACCUGGGCCCGUA
Molecule: messenger RNA, 1215 nt
Organism: Clarias gariepinus (North African catfish)
Lineage: Eukaryota; Metazoa; Chordata; Actinopteri; Siluriformes; Clariidae
Gene: fbxo25
Product: F-box protein 25
Exons: 11
Coding region: 85-1170 (361 amino acids)
Biological process (GO): protein ubiquitination
Cellular component (GO): cytoplasm; nucleus; SCF ubiquitin ligase complex
Molecular function (GO): protein binding
Source: RefSeq, a predicted model, not a curated record